AUGGAAGUGCUUGAGCAGGAGGGAUUCAAGACUAGACAACAAGCUCGAAGAGACUUUUUCGAACGAGCAAGACUUUUAUACGACUUCAACUGCGAGCUGGAUCAAUGCACUGUCGUUCAGUCAUUGAUCAUGAUGUCACUGGCAUGCGACCGAGUCUCUGGACACCGAGAUGCCUCCUACUGGGCCGACGUGGCCAUCUCUGAAGCUCUUAGGGCAAAGCUUCACCUGGACCUUGCUUACAUAUCACCAUGUUAUCCCAUAGAUGUGCAAAGACUACGUCGCCGUAUUUGGUGGUGUUGCUGCAUCCUCGAUAAUCUUGCUUCACUUGCCACAGAUCAUACGCCCAAAAUAUCAGAAGGGGAUUUUGAUGUUCUAAUGCUUGAAGAAACAGACUUCCACCCGCUGACAGAUGUCUACGGAAACACGAGAUAUCAUAGCUGCGAUGAUCGCACGCGUCAUGACGAGCAAAUUAAUGCUAAGGACCUGGCUCAAGUGUGCAUCUUCCAGGCCACUUUAUGGACGGUCGGGAAGAGGAACCCGCAGAUCUCCACCAGUGACGAUAAUCGCCUUUAUGAUAUCUUGUCUCAGUCGACUCCAGUGGCCGGCCAAUUGUUCACCUGGCUCGAUAGGAGUCUUGUGCAAUGGUACGAUUCCCUGCCUUCUUCAAUCAGAGAUAGUGCUAUUCCAUCAAGCGAUGGCCAUAAUAGGAGGAAUAUGGCCAUUCUCCUGAGUCAGGCAUUCUUACGCAUGGUGUAUCACAUGACUAUUCUGAAAGCCUGUCAAUCGAGGCUCAAGAAUUUAGUAGAAACCGAAAUCACGUCUUUUUUCGAAAUAGAUUUUUGCCAGCUUCUCGCAGAUAGCUCAGCGAAACACAUCAUCCAAACGAUUGCGGCCGUCGACGACAAAGGCGUGGGACGCUUCCUGCCACCAAUGUCAAGGAGCUUCGCGCUGCUAGCAGCCAAUUUUAAAGCCUCUGCUACAUUAAAACAGUCGCAUUGA
Clonostachys byssicola is the source of this 999-nucleotide messenger RNA. Lineage: Eukaryota; Fungi; Ascomycota; Sordariomycetes; Hypocreales; Bionectriaceae. The record is from the annotation of a GenBank genome assembly.